UUAGAUGAAAUGCCUGUCUUCUACAAUUUGAGUGCAAUAGAAAAGCGUGAAGUAUUGAUAAUUAUUUUGCAAAUAAUACGCAAUUUGGAUGAUGCCUCGCUUGUGAAGGCAUGGCAACAAAGCAUUGCUCGGACUAGAUUAUUUUUCAAACUUUUGGAGGAGGGCCUAGUUCAUUUUGAGCACAGAAGACCUGCUGAUAGCAUGUUAAUCAGCAAUAGUUCUCGCAGUCCCGGACAGGAAAAACCUGCAUCUCCAAAAUAUUCUGAAAGACUUUCACCAGCAAUUAAUCACUAUCUAUCUGAGGCAGCACGACACGAAGUGAGACCUCAGGGAACACCUGAAAAUGGGUACUUGUGGCAAAGAGUCAAUUCCCAGCUUAGUUCACCCAGUCAGCCAUAUUCUUUGCGGGAAGCUCUUGCUCAGGCACAGUCUUCCAGGAUUGGUGCCUCUACUCAAGCGCUGAGGGAAUCUUUGCACCCAAUCCUAAGACAAAAACUGGAACUUUGGGAAGAAAACCUUAGUGCAGCCGUCAGUCUUCAAGUUCUGGAAAUAGCUGAGAAAUUUUCAAGAACUGCUGCAUCCCACAGCAUCGCAACUGAUUAUGCGAAACUUGACUGCCUGACUACUAUAUUUAUGAAUGUCUUCUCACGUAAUCAACCCCUGGAAUUCUGGAAAGCUCUCUUCCCUGUGUUCAACAGUGUCUUUGAACUCCAUGGAGCAACACUAAUGGCAAGGGAAAAUGAUCGAUUCUUGAAGCAAGUUGCUUUUCAUCUUCUUCGUCUUGCAGUUUUUCGGAAUGACAAUAUCAGGAAAAGAGCUGUUAUUGGCCUACAAAUACUUGUCCGGAGCUCUUUCUCCUACUUCACGCAAACAGCUAGGCUAAGGGUCAUGCUAACUAUUACUCUUUCUGAAUUGAUGUCUGAAGUUCAAGUGACUCAGAUGAAAUCUGAUGGAACACUUGAAGAAAGUGGUGAAGCUCGCCGUCUUAGAAUAUCGUUGAGGGAAAUGGCAGAUGAAUCUAAGAGUCCUAACUUGUUAAAUGAUUGUGGUCUUCCAGAUAAUUCACUUGUCUCUGUUCCUCAAAAUUCAUCAGAGAACCAUUGGUCCUGGACUGAGGUCAAAUAUCUUGCUGACAGUCUUCUUUUGGCUCUUGAUGCUAGCUUGGAACAUGCGCUUCUGGCAUCUGUUAUGACUGUGGAUCGAUAUGCAGCAGCAGAGGGCUUUUACAAACUUGCAUUGGCCUUUGCUCCUGUUCCAGAUCUUCAUAUAAUGUGGUUACUGCAUUUGUGUGACGCGCAUCAGGAGAUGCAGUCUUGGGCUGAAGCUGCACAGUGUGCUGUUGCGGUUGCUGGUGUAGUAAUGCAGGCCCUUGUGAGCAGGAACGAUGGUGUCUGGAGCAAUGAACAUGUCAACGCCUUGCGCAAAAUAUGCCCAAUGGUCAGCAGCGAGAUAACUUCUGAGGCCUCAGCAGCAGAGGUAGAAGGCUAUGGUGCCUCGAAACUUACAGUUGACUCCGCGGUAAAAUAUGUACAGCUUGCAAACAAGCUUUUCUCACAAGCUGAGCUCUACCAUUUCUGUGCAAGCAUUUUAGAACUUGUGAUUCCAGUGUACAAAAGUAGAAGGUCAUAUGGACAGCUAGCAAAAUGCCAUACCAUGUUAACCAAUAUCUAUGAAUCCAUCCUUGAGCAAGAAUCUAGUCCUAUACCAUUCACAGAUGCCACAUACUAUAGGGUGGGAUUCUAUGGUGAAAAAUUUGGGAGGCUAGAUAGAAAAGAGUAUGUUUACAGAGAACCCCGUGAUGUCCGGCUGGGUGAUAUAAUGGAGAAACUUAGUCAUAUAUACGAGUCAAGAAUGGGUGGAACCACGUUGCAUGUCAUUCCGGAUUCUCGACAAGUUAAAGCUGAUGAGUUGGAGCCUAGUGUUUGCUACCUUCAGAUUACUGCUGUUGAUCCGGUCAUGGAAGAUGAGGAUCUCGGAAGCAGAAGGGAAAGAAUAUUUUCUCUUUCUACGGGAAGCAUACGUGCCCGUGUCUUUGACCGUUUUUUGUUUGACACUCCUUUUACUAAAAAUGGAAAGACCCAAGGUGGAUUGGAAGAUCAGUGGAAGCGCCGUACUGUUUUGCAGACUGAGGGCUCCUUCCCUGCCUUAGUUAAUAGGCUUGUGGUUACUAAGUCAGAGUCACUGGAGUUUUCCCCAGUUGAGAAUGCAAUAGGAAUGAUUGAAACUCGAACUGCUGCAUUACGUAAUGAACUUGAAGAACCUCGCAGCUCUGAAGGCGAUCAACUUCCAAGGCUUCAGAGUUUACAAAGGAUACUUCAAGGCUCUGUAGCUGUUCAAGUGAACAGCGGAGUUCUGAGUGUAUGUACAGCUUUCCUCUCUGGUGAGCCUGCAACAAGGCUGCGCUCACAGGAAUUACAGCAACUAAUUGCUGCCCUCCUGGAAUUUAUGGCUGUCUGCAAGCGAGCUAUUCGGGUGCAUUUUAGAUUGAUUGGAGAGGAAGACCAGGACUUCCACACGCAGCUUGUCAAUGGGUUUCAGUCACUUACUGCAGAAUUGUCUCACUAUAUCCCUGCAAUUCUUUCGGAACUCUGAUGUACACUUCGAAUUCUUGUUUCUUCCGUUCAAAAGUGUGCAUCGUUGUAUAUCAAUUGUAAUUGUUUAGUUAUGUGCUCCCUUAGUUCACACAUUAGUCUUUUCUUUUCGCCUAUUCUUGCAUUAUGUUUUGAUUUAGAUGAUAGUUUUGCGUUGUUUCCCUUGGUAGAUAGUUAUUUGCUAUGGGGUUGAAGGGGCUUGUCUGUAAUGUAGCAUAAUGCACAAGGAAUAUAGAUCAGUAGUUUCAUGUUUUGUGCAAGGUGCAAAUGGUC
Messenger RNA from Coffea arabica (coffee), 2864 nucleotides. The record is from RefSeq and is a predicted model, not a curated record. NCBI's taxonomy places the organism in Eukaryota, Viridiplantae, Streptophyta, Magnoliopsida, Gentianales, Rubiaceae.